AAAAGCACAACAACUACCUAUAUGCCAUAGACAUUUCCAUUUCCAUAAUUCCAUUCCCUGAUUUCCCCCGUUUCCUCCGUUUUGAGUUAGGAAUCACGACAAGUUUCCACACAACAGUGUCACCCCCGUUUCUUUGUUUCACUUUCCUCACCAAAAAUAACCAAUCCAACUCACUGAGUCAGUGACCCGCUUAUUAUAACACUCACAAAAAACACUCAUUACAUUCUCACUCUCACUCUCUUCUCUUCCCAACGCAAUGGACCGGGAACGGGACCCAUGGCUCGACGAUCUCGCCGACGAUCUCCAGUCCCUAAGUUUCGCCUCCACCACAACCACCGCCGCAACCGCCGACAUCAAAAGGAGCACCAGCUUCAGCUCUGAAACCACCACGCUAACCGGCUCCUCCUCCGCCCACCUCGCUCCACCAACCUCCGCCAAGCCUCACGCGCCGUCCUCCGACCCGCGCUGGGCCGCCAUCCACCAGAUCCGGUCAGAAUCCCCCAGCCGCCGCAUCGUCCCCUCGGACCUCCGAUUCUCCCGCCGCCUCGGCUCCGGCGACAUCAGCUCCGUCUACCUCGCUGAACUCAACGAAGGCGCGCUACCGGUGAUGUUCGCCGCCAAGGUCAUGGACAAGAAGGAGCUCGCGAGUCGCAGCAAAGAAGGUAGAGCCAAGACCGAGAGGGAAAUCUUGCAAAUGCUUGACCAUCCGUUCUUGCCGACGCUCUACGCCACCAUUGACGCCGCGAAAUGGUUAUGCCUCCUCACUGAGUUCUGCCCCGGCGGCGACCUCCACCUCCUCCGCCAGCGCCAGCCGAACAAACGCUUCCCGGAACCCGCCGUCAGAUUCUACGCAUCAGAAGUAUUGGUGGCACUUGAAUACCUUCACAUGUUGGGGAUAGUGUACCGUGAUCUCAAGCCUGAGAACGUGUUAGUUCGAUCAGACGGUCACAUUAUGCUCACUGACUUUGACCUCUCCUUGAAAUGUGAUGAUUCCACUUCAACGGCCCAGAUCAUCUCCACUCAAAACUCUCCUCACAUAGCCCCACACAAGGAUCCCCGUGCUGAAGCACCACAAUUCAACUCCUCUUGUAUAAUCCCCAACUGUAUAGUCCCAGCAGUGUCGUGCUUCCAACCCAAACGCAAGCGGAAGAAGAAGCAGAGCCAGCAUACCGGGCCAGAGUUCGUGGCCGAGCCCAUGGACAUCCGGUCCAUGUCAUUCGUGGGAACCCACGAAUAUCUAGCCCCAGAGAUCGUCUCUGGGGAAGGCCACGGCAGCGCCGUGGACUGGUGGACCUUAGGGAUAUUCAUAUUCGAAUUAUUUUACGGUGUCACACCUUUUAGAGGCAUGGACAAUGAGCUAACCUUAGCCAACAUUGUGGCUCGUGCAUUGGAGUUCCCAAAGGAACCCACCGUGCCAGCCACGGCAAAGGAUCUCAUCUCACAGUUAUUGGUUAAGGACCCAGAAAGAAGGUUAGGGUCAACAAUGGGGGCUUCCGCAAUCAAGCACCACCCGUUUUUCCAAGGUGUGAAUUGGGCAUUGCUUAGAUGCACAGCACCACCCUAUGUGCCCCCACCUUAUACUACUAAAGAAGCUGUAUCUGAUGAUAGUUGUCCACAGACCCCUGUUGAUUAUUAUUGAUCAAUGUCAUUAUUAAGUAUGAAGAGUUAAAAGUACAGUUGAUAAAAUAGUUAAUUUCACGAAAUUUAAUUCUCUUUCUUUUGUCCUUAAAUUGUCACCAUACCCUUCUUAUCUUUACAUUUAAGAGGCUUGAAUAUAAUAGAUUGUAAUUGUCAA
Lotus japonicus is the source of this 1795-nucleotide messenger RNA. RefSeq names its product serine/threonine-protein kinase D6PKL1. The record is from RefSeq and is a predicted model, not a curated record. Gene Ontology annotation, biological process: protein phosphorylation. Gene Ontology annotation, cellular component: plasma membrane; cytoplasm; nucleus. The transcript is spliced from 2 exons. Gene Ontology annotation, molecular function: protein serine/threonine kinase activity; ATP binding. NCBI's taxonomy places the organism in Eukaryota, Viridiplantae, Streptophyta, Magnoliopsida, Fabales, Fabaceae. Bases 257 to 1639 code for a protein of 460 amino acids.